This is a messenger RNA of Harpegnathos saltator (Jerdon's jumping ant), 4383 nucleotides long. RefSeq names its product Syntrophin-like 2 (gene Syn2). The record is from RefSeq and is a predicted model, not a curated record. Gene Ontology annotation, molecular function: protein binding; structural molecule activity. Gene Ontology annotation, cellular component: intracellular anatomical structure; dystrophin-associated glycoprotein complex. The coding region runs from base 1 to 1530 and encodes 509 amino acids. Lineage: Eukaryota; Metazoa; Arthropoda; Insecta; Hymenoptera; Formicidae. The transcript has 10 exons.
AUGAGAAUCAACGCGACGAAGAUGAGCACUCCGAUUGAGGAGAAGAUUGACCAGAAGCUGAAAGUACGGACGGGGAUGGUGACGGUCAGCGAUGGGAAGAGCAAGCCUGUGCCGAUGCGUUUGCACCUGUCUAUGGAGGUACUGAAGCUCCAGCGAGAGGACCUGGAGCAGGCAGCGAAUCACAAUAAGCCACCUUUAGACGCGAAGGAGCGCAUGGUGCAGAUCACUAGGUCAAAGGUCGGAGGUCUCGGGCUCAGUAUAAAGGGCGGUGCGGAACAUAAGCUUCCUGUACUCAUAUCCAGGAUCUACAAAGGUCAGGCUGCCGACCAAUGUGGCCAGCUUUUUGUGGGGGACGCAAUUAUCAAAGUGAACGGAGAAUAUAUCACGGCGUGCAACCACGACGAUGCUGUUAACAUCCUGAGGAACGCCGGUGACAUAGUGGUUCUAACGGUCAAGCAUUAUCGAGCCGCCAAGCCGUUCUUGCAGAAGAAUGAGAAAGAAGAGAAGCUGGAUAACGUGGCCAAUACGGAAGACGGAUGGAUAUCGCCCAACAGACAAGGUGGCAGUCCUCGGUGCAGCCACAGUCGACAGAGCUCGAACGCAUCUUCCACUUCGAUGCAGUACAAGAGAUGGGUGGACGUCAUUACAGUCCCGCUGAUGAUGGCGUAUGUGACGAGAUAUAUAUUCGGCACCGAUAAGCUAAGGAGGAACGCAUUCGAAGUGAGAGGUCUCAACGGCGCGCGUACAGGCGUGAUACAUUGCGAUGACAGCGCUAUUCUUAGCCAAUGGUUAAAAUAUAUAACCGAUAAUAUUACAGGAUUGACGCAUUUACAGAUGAAGCUGUACAAUCGUAAUUUCGGCGUUGGCGAGCGCAUAGAAUACAUGGGCUGGGUGAACGAGGCAGUGAGCAACAGCAAUCAGCCGUGGCAGAGUUACAGACCGAGAUUCUUAGCGUUGAAAGGACCGGACCUGUUGCUAUUCGAGACACCGCCGUGCAAUAUAGGUGACUGGUCACGCUGCGCGUUAACCUUCAAGGUUUAUCAGACGAUGUUUCGCGUAAUGCGGGAGUCGGAGAAUGUGGACGAGAGGCAGCACUGCUUCCUGGCGCAGAGCCCGGGGAAACCGCCGCGUUACUUGAGCGUCGAGACCAGACAAGAACUGCUGCGGGUCGAAGCGGCCUGGCAUACCGCUAUAUGUUCAGCUGUCACGUAUCUAAAGAGCAAAACCUUCCCAGUAACGUUCAACAGCAGAAGCGCCGGUCUAACGUUGGAAUGGACUCAGGGUUUCACGUUGUCUUACGAGGGAAUUGGAGAAAUUGCGUGGCGCUACAAAUUCUCCCAAUUGAGAGGAUCCAGUGACGACGGUAAGAGCAGGCUCAAAUUGCACUUCCAAGAACCGGACAGCAUCACUAUCGAAACAAAGGAAUUGGAGUGUUCCCAGUUGCAAAACUUGUUAUUCUGCAUGCAUGCGUUUCUGACGGCGAAGGUGGCCGCGGUAGACCCUACAUUUUUAACGUCGACCACUCCGUAAAGAGAUGUAACAUAGAUAUAAUAUUGAACGUUAUUGCCGAUGAAUCACCAAGUGGAUCAGAUCUUGUGUUCUGUUGUCGUUGUACGGAUAUUAGAUAGAACGUGUGCGCUAAAGAAACAAAAAACUGAGACAAGUCCGUCGCGUUCGGCGGAAGUGGAAAAGAUGACAGAAACUAGUCAAUACAUCCAAAAGGUAUUUUUAUCGUUUACCUAUGAAAAUCACGCAAAGCGGUACUACUCUACUCAUCCUACCAAGCCAAUUUCACUAGUACGUAUAUGAAUCUAACGGCUAUCAUAGUAUUGUACGCAUCUUAGGUAAGAAUUCGCGCGCGGAAGUUUCCAGGGCAACGGCAGCGUACAUCUGUGGACGAUUGCCCGACAACAAUGCGAUUACGUUGUCUGUUCUUUUUUGCUAUACAUACAUAUUUUAUCUUUUUUUGAAUUUUUUUUCGAGAGACAUAAUCUCUCGUGUGUUUACGAUUUUAUACGCAUUUAGUAUGUAGCACACACUAUAACGCCACACAUGUGGUAGAGUAUAUUUCAGUGCGAAAUAUCCUUUUCGCAGAUGUAUAUCUCUUGGUUUUUCGCGUCUUUGUUGAUAUAUCUGUCGUAUAUCUGAGAUUAUAGAAAUUUAUAGAAAGACCAAUGCGCCGGUUCAUGAUUUUUAAGUUACGAUGGCGAAUCGGUUCUAUCUCUCUCCCUCUCUCUUUCUCUCUUUCUUUUUUAGUCAUAAGAGAUUAUUUAUAUACUUAAGUAUUGUAUUGCAUACCGUACAUGUAUAUCAGGUGCCUUAAAAACCAUGAACAAGGAGUAGCUAAAUUAACGGAGGCAUCAACAUUUCCGUUUCUCGUGGCAGCGUGGAGAAUCAUUGCGCAUCCAUACGUAGAGUAUCGAUGGAGAAGAACCGUUGCAGUUCAGUAGAAACAUUCUGAUUUGCAUCUUAAGGAUACUUUGGAAUGCGAUUGGAUUGGAGUAAAAAUAAAAGAAACACAGUAUUGAUUCGUCCAAUGCGAUAAAACAUUAAAGAGAAGUGGCAAGUUAUACAGCCCUAUAGCAGUAAAAUUGUAAUCUACAAUUAGAUGGCUCACACUCGGACGUAACUCGGAUAUCGAAAUAGUUUGUUUAUCGAUACAGUAUUAUCGAUGGGGGCAAUAAUAAGUUUUACAAAUUACAUAAGGGUGAACGUCAUCAGUAUCGAGCUAAUUGCUGAAACACUCGUGAUCGUUCGUGUACUUUCCCGUAUAUCAAGCGCGACUGCUUUUACUUACCGUUUAACUGGCAAUUUGCGAAAUUCGUUCGUACGGAUGUAGUUUCGAUUAUAAUUGCAACAAAAUCUUGUGAUGUACAUGGAAAGUUUAUUUAAUAUACAAUGAAUAUUGAAUCAUGUCUCACGCAUUUCAACAGGUCUAUAGUGUGUCUUCAGAGAGUGUACCAAUUAUAUCUUUCCAAUCAUUAGCUGUAGCGAUUUAGAGUUAACACCUGUAUAUUGAGUAUCUUAUCGGUUUGCAAUUAGAUUUAAAGCAAUAAAUCCAUAAUGAACGAACAACUAGGAGAAAUACACAGAUAAGGCGGUAGUAUUUAAACGUACGAUAAGGAAACUGCGCAUAUACAGUAAUAAGUAUAAGGCAGAAUGAAUAUCAUUAACGAUAGCAUACGCGAGAAAGUUGCACGUUUUCCAAUGUCAGCCUAACGUCACCCUCCCUCAUGAACGUGUUGUGUCGCAUAGAUAACGCGAAACUAAUUUUAACGUCGAGGAGACCGUAUCGUGGCUUUUAAUUUCCAUCGUGUAUCCUGAGAGUCUCCGGUUACUCGUAGAAAGUGCCUACAAAGUAACAUAGAGAAUGUAAAAAACAAAAAGAAGGAAAUCCGCUUCUGUUAUAUUAAACAGCGUGGUCAAGUGGCGAUUGUACUUUUCUAGUCUAAAGCGUGUCAGGGUGUUAUGCGCGAUAUCACGGCCAAGAUGUUUCAUCAUAUCGCACGUUUCUCGCGACCGCGAGACCCUAAAUUCUCAUUCAAUGAAAGAGAAGAAGAAGGAAAGGUAAUACCGCCAUUUUACGAUGCACUCGUUGCCGUUUGAACAUUGUAUGAACAGCAUGUAUCGUGAGAAAAUGUAUCUCUGUCUGCGUAUUUCUGAAUUUCAUUCACGAGAUCAUAGAUAUAUCGUAGUAGUGUAAUAAGAAAUUAAUCAAUAUAUAUAUAAAUAUAUAUAUCCGCUCUUAAACUUGAGUGCAGAGUAUAAUUCCAACGACGAGUUUGUUGAGCGUGCGUCUUCGUUAAGACAAGGUUGAAAUUAAUCAGAAAAUAAGUUUCCAUCAUACGUUUGUACUGCCUCGAUGUUUAAUUCGUUGCGAUUGCUUCAUUUUCGAUAUUGAAUGUUUUUUUCUUUUUUGUUUUACUUUUCAUAACGCUCUCGUUGAGUAUUUUCUGCACUCAAGAUUAGGAGCUUAUCAAGAACUGCACAAUUAUAUUAUAUAGAUAAGUUAGUUAAGAGAGUAUGGAAUGAAGCUGAGCAAACCCAAAGCGCAAUUAAGUCUAGAUCAUUUAUUGAAAGUGUAGACUGUUUUUUCUCUCUUUUUCUCUCUGCACAGCAGAUUGUCGAGAGGUCUUAAGUAUAUGAUAUAUUUUGUUAACGUUUAAAAAAUUAUUCGUUUAUUUAAUCGCGCGUUUUACAUUUGUUAAAUUAAGGACUUACAACAUUCGAUUUAUUGCGUAAUUAGAGUGCUUAUGUGAAUGUUAUUAUGUUAAUUUAUCGAUAUAUAUAUAUAUAUAUAUAUUCACAAUAUGUUAUAUUAAUUUACCAAUAUAUGUAUCUACAAUAUAUAUAUACAUUUCUCUUUUCUAAACAAUUCGUCUG